UGUGCAUGGUGUACCAUAUGAUACGUUAUCUAGAUGUAAGGCCAAGGUAAUCUGUUUUAAGUCUCUGGUAUUAUCUGGGACAAUUUCUGACGGUAAAACAUGGCUAACUUCAAAGAAAAAGUUGUCCUUAUAACAGGAGCAAGUUCUGGCAUAGGAGAAGCCACCGCUAUUAAGUUUGCAGAACGAGGUGCCAGAUUAUUUUUAGUGGCUCUUGAAGAGGACAAAUUGCAAAAUGUACAACAAAAAUGCAAGAAAAUGGGUUUAGUGGAAGAAAAAAUAGGAUAUUGCAGUGGUGACUUAUCUCAAUCUGCCUUCAGGGAAGAAAUUGUAAGGAAGCUGAUACAGAAAUUUGGAAGAUUGGAUAUAUUGGCUGAUAUUGCAGGCUCUGUUAUGUUUUUUAAUGUAAGUGAAACUAAGGAAGAGGAUUACGACAGAUUCGUCAGUGUGAACCAGAAGGCGAAAUUGUUUUUGGCACAACUAUGCUUGCCAUAUCUCAAAGAAACAAAAGGUAAUAUAAUCUACAUGUCGAGUAUCCAAUCCAAAAUACCGAACCCAGAAUUAGUAGUUUACUGCAUGGCAAAAGUGGCUAUUGAUAUGCUUACAAAAUGUCUAGCCAAAGAACUAGGUCCUCACGGUGUAAGAGUGAAUGCCAUCAAUCCUGGCUUCAUUGAUGAUACCAAUAUUCUUCGUAAUAGUUCUAGGAAGAAUACAGAUGAAGACCAAAAGAAGUUUGUAGACAAGUAUGCAAAACUAGCACACCUAAAAAGGGUCGGAAAACCAGCAGAUGUUGUUUCCCUCUUGCUCUUCUUGGCGUCAGAUGAAGCAUCGUACAUUACCGGGAGUACCAACACUAUCGAUGGUGGAUUUCAUUUAUAUCCUUGAACAAUAUUCUAUCAUCUCUGGUCACGAUAUGAUUCAGAUUUCAGACUUUUAGUGUAAUUAACAACCAUACUAUAUAUGGUCUGUAUUUUGGCAUUCCCUGAUUAAAAGAUGCAUCAUUUUUAAAAUAAAGUUUGAAAUGGGA
Molecule: messenger RNA, 1024 nt
Organism: Mytilus californianus (California mussel)
Lineage: Eukaryota; Metazoa; Mollusca; Bivalvia; Mytilida; Mytilidae
Exons: 9
Coding region: 100-882 (260 amino acids)
Molecular function (GO): oxidoreductase activity
Source: RefSeq, a predicted model, not a curated record